CACACACACAAGCGACUCUCAACUUCACUCUCACAGAGACUAUGAAUACACGCAAAAGACAGAAAACAGCACAAUUUAACAAUUAGAUACUUUGACAGUAUAAGUAGGCAAUGAAAUACAAUUGUAAAAUAAUACAGGGGUUGAAAAAAACAUCAAUUAAGAAACUUCUGAAAGAACGAAUCUACAAGGACUGGAUUUCAACAGCCAACAGCAUUCUACUGAGGAUCUGAAGAAUUUCUUCACUUGGAUUCACAAGGGAUUCACUUUGGAGCAUACACGAAACCAGCCCACGGAGAGAGAGAGAGAAAAAAAGAUUUGAGGAACAGAAUUGAAAAAUAGAGAGGGGUGGAGAAGGGAAGAGAUAAAGAGAGUUGUGGAAGAAGGAGAGAAGAUCCGCCAGGCACCGUGUCUAUUGGAGUCUGCAGAGAUGAGCCUGACCGGCACGCUGGAGAAAGGGGCGCACCACCAGACCCUGGACCUCUCUGAAGAGCUGCCCCCUCACACCCCCAUCUCCCACCACCAGCAGCACCACCACAGCCCCCAUCAACACCUCCAUCACCCCCACCACCUUCAGCUCCAGCAGGCCCACUCCCUGGCCUCCACAGCCCGAGCAGGGACACCGGUCAGUGGGUCGGCUGUGGUGGUGCCGCCCCCUUACUCCCUGGGCGAAGCCGGAGCUGGUGGUGGUGGAGGAGGAGGGGGUGGUGGCUCUGAUUCUCCGCUGGAGCUGCGUGGGUCGCUGGACUGCUGGGCGUGUUCGGUUCUGGUGACGGCUCAGAACCUGGUGAUCGCUGCCAUCAACGCCUGUCUGGCCGGAGUGGUGUUCGGAAUCAUCCUCACGCCUGCCAUCGCUAUGGUGACCUUCGGGUUCCUCUGUCACUCAACGGUGCGUCCACACGGUACGGGUACCGAGUACUGCUCGGACCUCCUGACGGACGGCGGCUGCGUGGCCCUGCUGGUGGUGGGCUUCCUGCUGGUCACCCCUCUCCUGGUGCUGGCGCUGGCCGCCUACUGCCGCCUGGCGCGCCACCUGCAGCUGGGCCUGUGCUUCAUCCCCUACAGCCGCGCCGUCUACAAGAACCUGCCCGCCUCGCAGCACCGCGGCAUGGGGGGAGGGGGCUGCUGCGGCGGGGGCGGGGGGGGCAAGACCAGCAAAGGGAAGGAGGGGAAGGCCAAGGUCUGGGUGUGA
Molecule: messenger RNA, 1189 nt
Organism: Engraulis encrasicolus (European anchovy)
Lineage: Eukaryota; Metazoa; Chordata; Actinopteri; Clupeiformes; Engraulidae
Gene: tmem88b
Product: transmembrane protein 88 b
Exons: 3
Coding region: 428-1189 (253 amino acids)
Source: RefSeq, a predicted model, not a curated record